AUGGGCAGCAUCAUUGGAACCAUGGGGUGCAGCAGUUCUGUAGCUGACAGGAAGUCAGAGAAUGUUAUUAGAGCGGCAGUCCUCAUCCAGAAGUGGUACCGCUUUACCAUGGCCCGGCUGGAGAUGAGGCGCCGCUAUUCUCUCAGUAUCUUUCAGUCAAUUGAAUAUGCUGAUGAACAGGAUCAACUACAGCUAUCCAACUUUUUUACAUUCAUGCUGGAUCAUUGUACUCAUCCUGAUUCAGUUUCUCAAAUUUUCACCAGCCCUAGUUCUCCUCAGGUGGUGGAUGAAGACUUAUGUUUAAAAGAAUUUGAAAAGAAGAUUAAUGUUCCAGACUCCUAUUAUGGACCACGACUCUCAUUCCCCCUUACUGUUGAAGAUGCCAAUGCUCUCCUUCAUGCUUUCAGGAAUGAACAGCUGCUUCAUGCCCGCUAUGUACUGCAGCUGCUAAGUGAAACUAGGAGGGUUCUCAAGGAAAUGCCAAAUAUCACCCAUCUUUCAACUUCCUACUCCAAGGAGAUAACUGUCUGUGGAGAUUUGCAUGGAAACCUGGAUGAUCUUUUGCUGAUAUUCUAUAAGAACGGUCUGCCUUCAGAACAAAACCGCUAUGUCUUUAAUGGAGAUUUUGUCGACAGAGGGAAAAAUUCUAUGGAAAUACUUAUAAUACUAUUUGCAUUUCUUCUUAUCUACCCCAAUGAUUUACACUUGAAUAGAGGAAACCAUGAAGACUACAUCAUGAACCUGAGAUACGGUUUCACAAAAGAAGUUUCGAAGAAGUACAAGGACCAUUGGAAACAGAUUUUGUGUCUUCUGCGAGAUGUUUUUAGCUGGCUUCCCCUUGCAACUAUAAUUGAUAGCAAAGUUCUUAUCCUACAUGGGGGCAUUUCAGACACCACAGAUCUGGAUUUCUUGAAUGCACUUGAGAGAAAUAAGUUGAAAUCUUUGAUGCGGCCACCAAAGUCAGUGAGAGACAGACAGGACCAAACAAAGAAGAGAAUUUCCACAGCCAAACCCAGCAAACACAUUGUCAACCAGCAUGCUGCAGGGAAGACGCAACACAUCUCUUCAUCGGGCUUCGCUGAGCCUUCAGGCUCAAAUUUGCCUCCAGACCCCACCCUGAAGGAAUGGAAACAAAUCCUUGACAUUCUGUGGAGUGAUCCAAGAAGCCAGAAUGGCUGUACACCAAACAAGUGUCGAGGAGGAGGCUGUUACUUUGGUCCUGAUGUCACUGCCAAGCUGUUUGAGAGGUAUAAUCUGAAGAUGCUCAUCAGGUCUCAUGAAUUUAAGCCAGAAGGUUAUGAGAUCAGUCAUGAUGGGAAGGUUAUCACCAUAUUCUCUGCCUCUAACUAUUAUGAAGAGGGCAGUAACCGGGGCGCUUACAUCAAGCUGAAUCCCGAGCUGACCCCUCGGUUUGUGCAGUACCAGGUCAGCAAGUUCACGCGCAGGCAGAAUCUCCAGGAGAGGGUAGGUACAAUUGAAUCAUCUGCCUUAAAGUGCUUACGAGAGAAGAUUUAUGCUCACAGGUCUGAACUCACCAGUGCUUUUGCACAAUAUGACGUCAAUGGCACAGGCAGGAUUUCUGUCAACGACUGGGCUGCAGCGAUGGAGUCUGUCCUACAGCUGGAACUGCCCUGGAGGAUGCUGCGGUCUCAGUUAGCACAGAUGAACCCAGAUGGAAAAGUUGACUUCAUGUCAUGUUUUUAUGAUUUGAAAAUGGGUCAAUCUAUAAAAGAGGCUCAGCCAGCUUUGGCGGAAACACUGUGCAGAUACAGAAAGGAUCUGGAGAUCAUCUUUAACAUCAUUGACAAAGAUCACUCAGGUUUGAUUUCUCUUGAGGAAUUCAGCCAGACAUGGAGACUCUUCACUUCUCACCUGGGCAUUGACGUACAGGAUGACUCCAUUGACAAGUUAGUCCUCAGCAUAGACUACAACAAAGAUGGCCACAUUGACUUCAAUGAAUUUUUGGAGGCCUUUCACGUUGUUCACAGACUCGAGAAAAAGGCAACCUCAUGAAAAGGCAGAAGUUCUUGUGGGUUGUCUUGGAACCUCAGCUUGCUGUCAUUAGUCAUAAAAGGGCUGCUCAAUAGGGUCACUGUGCAAGCCUUUAUUUAGCCCUUCCUGGAUGAUCUGUACCUGCUAAUAAUGGGACAGAAGAGAUGAAAACCUACAC
Molecule: messenger RNA, 2170 nt
Organism: Pseudopodoces humilis (Tibetan ground-tit)
Lineage: Eukaryota; Metazoa; Chordata; Aves; Passeriformes; Paridae
Gene: PPEF1
Product: protein phosphatase with EF-hand domain 1
Biological process (GO): detection of stimulus involved in sensory perception
Molecular function (GO): calcium ion binding; phosphoprotein phosphatase activity; iron ion binding
Source: RefSeq, a predicted model, not a curated record